Molecule: messenger RNA, 738 nt
Organism: Lycium barbarum (goji berry)
Lineage: Eukaryota; Viridiplantae; Streptophyta; Magnoliopsida; Solanales; Solanaceae
Exons: 2
Coding region: 226-567 (113 amino acids)
Biological process (GO): microtubule-based process
Cellular component (GO): dynein complex
Molecular function (GO): dynein light intermediate chain binding; dynein intermediate chain binding
Source: RefSeq, a predicted model, not a curated record
CCACACAUUCAGGAUCCUCAUCUAUGUACCAGCUCAAUUACCAUCUUCUCUCUAUCCUUAUAUAAGACAACAGAAAAGAGAAAAAGUGAUAACACAAAAAGGGAGAAAGUGAAAAAGAAAUAGUAGUUCACAUCCACUAGCAAUUUUAUUUUAUUUUUUUAAAAAAAAACUGCGUUCUCUCUUUUUGAUCAUAGCUAGAUAGCAAUAUUUGAUUGAAUAUUCAAGAUGUUGGAAGGGAAAGCAGUAAUUGGAGACACAGACAUGCUUGCAACUAUGCAACAAGAUGCCUUAGAUUUAGCUGCAAAGGCACUUGACAUCUUCGAUGUAACUGAGGCUACUGAAAUUGCCCGCUUCCUUAAGAAGGAAUUUGAUACAAUGUAUGGACCAGGAUGGCAAUGCAUAGUAGGGACAGAUUUUGGUUCAUUUGUAACACAUUGUUAUGGUUGUUUUAUCCAUUUUUAUAUAGGGAGCCUUGCUAUAUUGCUCUUCAAGGGCUCUGCUGCUGUCGAGGAUCCCAAAGCUCAGGCUAACGCUGAUCGUUUCUCAGCUCUACAGGAAAUCGCCUGAACUCACUUCUCCAUUUUACAUGUACAAUAUUAAUUAGGAAAAGAUGAAAAAAACAAUUAGGAAGUUCCAUAAUUUCACAUUUAUUUUCCAUUUGUCUCUUAACUUAUUUGAGUUAUGUAUAUGUCAAUUCGAUCUGGUCGUCGAUCAAUUUAAUUUUUGUUGACUAUUCUA